AUCUUGUUUUCAAAGCUGCCGUGCUGGGGUGGGAAUUGGAGAAUGAAGCUACUUUCUUCUGCUUCUGUGCUGCCUGUUGCUCAUUUCUGCUUCACCUUUAUCUUCAUCUUCUUCUUAUCGUCAGUUGGAGAAUCUAGAGCACAAAACGCAACCACUGACACAUCUGAAGUCAGAGCAUUGAACUCAAUCUUCCAACAAUGGCAUACACAGGCACCGCCGAAUUCCUGGAAUAUCAGCGGCGAACCAUGCACUGGAACUGCUCUUAGCCAAGAUGAUUCCAACAUUAAUCCGGCCAUCAUGUGCGAUUGCUCCUUCAACAAUGCUACUACCUGUCACAUCACCGGACUGAGAGUGGUUGCACUGGACAUACGAGGGGUGUUACCAGAGGAGCUUUUGGCUCUCAAAUUCUUAACCUCUCUGAACAUCAGUAAAAAUUACUUCACCGGUCCCUUGCCGGCAUGGAUUGGGAAUUUAUCUACACUGCAGUUGUUGUCUAUUGCCUACAAUGCAUUCUCUGGGCCCAUUCCUAAGGAGCUUGGAAAUCUUAAGGAGCUAACUGUGCUUAUUUUACCAGGAUUGAAUUGCCUUCAAAGAAGCUUCCCGUGCAACAGGAACCCUCCACUCUAUGCAAACUUCUCAAUCAAGUGUGGUGGGUCGGAGACGACUGCUGAUGGGAUAAUAUAUGAGGCUGACACCACUUUUCUCGGCACAGCAUCGUUUAAUGUAAUUGGUUCUGAGAAAUGGGCAGUUAGCAUUGCGGGUUUUUUUUCUGACACAAAAAAGCAAAUCUAUGUGCAAAACCGCCAAAACACCUCGGCACAAAUGAGAAACACAAACUCCCCACAGCUUUAUCAGACUUCGAGGAUAUCCCCUGGGUCACUCAGAUACUAUGGCUUAGGCCUAGAGAAUGGGCCUUAUACAGUUAAGUUGCUUUUUGCAGAAACAGCUUUUGAUGAUCGAAGCAAACAAACUUGGAAGAGUCUGGGAAGGCGAGUUUUUGAUAUUUAUAUUCAAGGAACCAUUGUAUUGAAGGAUUUUGACAUAUCGAAAGAGGCAGGUGGAGUUGACAUAGCGAUCACUAAGAAUUUCAAUGCUACUGUGACAGAGAACUAUCUUGAAAUUCUUCUAUUAUGGACUGGUAAGGGAACAUGCUGCAUACCAGUACAAGGUUACUAUGGAUCAUCCAUUUCAGCAAUUAAUGUGGAAUCAAAUUUCCCACCAACUGUAAGUGGGAUUCCCCCACGAACAGAAAAAGAGAAUAGGAUUGGGUUGAUUGUUGCUGUUGCAGUUCCGGUCGGAGUUGUCGCCUUCACCUCGACAUUGAUAUUUGGAGUCUUCUAUUUGAGAAGGAGAAAAGAUGAUGAUGAGGAAGUUCUAGGCUCCCCAAACCAAGGUAAACUUUUUGAUGGGCGGGAAGUAGCUGUGAAGCAGCUCGCAGUAGCAUCUCGCCAAGGGAAGAGUCAAUUUGUUACUGAGAUUGCAACCAUAUCUGCAGUGCAACAUCGCAACCUUGUUAAAUUGUACGGAUGCUGCAUCGAAGGAGACAGACGCCUCCUUGUUUAUGAGUAUCUUGAGAACAAAAGCCUUGACCAGGCACUCUUUGGAAAAAGAGAGUUGCAUCUUGAUUGGCCAACCAGGUUCAGUAUCUGCCUGGCAACUGCAAGAGGACUAGCUUAUCUUCAUGAGGAAUCAAGGCCAAGGAUCAUACACAGAGACAUGAAGACAAGUAACAUUUUGCUUGAUGCUGAGCUCUGUCCGAAAAUAUCUGACUUUGGAUUGGCAAAACUAUAUGAUGACAAGAAAACUCACAUCAGCACCCGUGUUGCAGGAACCAUUGGCUAUUUGGCACCAGAGUAUGCAAUGCGUGGGCAUCUCACUGAGAAGGCAGAUGUUUUUGGCUUUGGUGUUGUUGCUUUGGAAAUUGUCAGUGGAAGACCAAACUCUGACAACAGCCAGGACAAGGACAAGAUCUAUCUUCUUGAAUGGGCAUGGAUUCUGUAUGAAAGCAACCAAAGUCUAGGUCUGGUGGAUCGAACCCUAGUGAAGUUUGAUGAAAAUGAAGCUUUAAGAAUGAUAAGAGUGGGACUCUUGUGUAGUCAAGCAUCGCCAAUGAUGCGACCACCCAUGUCAAGGGUUGUAGCUAUGCUUGCUGGGGAUAUUGAAGUAAGCCCUGUUGCCUCAAAACCAAGUUAUUUAAACUGGAAUUUUAAGGACAUAACAACCAGCUCCAUAGCUGAAAACACACCAUCUACUGCAUCUGAGCACAGUAACAAGCACAAGAACAAUCUUAAUCCAGAGGUAGAGCUGGUGCCUUCUCCAUUAAGUACGGCUGAAUUCAGUGACAGUUUUGGGGAAGGAAGGUGAGAGAUGAGAUGUUCUUUCUUGCAAGCUUCAUUUUGUUACUUCUCCUGCUUCUACCUCUGCUACAUAUUUUCUAGCUCAUAUGUUGAUCAUUUCCCUCCGUGUGAACUGAACAAGAUAAUGAAAUAUUGGCAUGCAAUAAGGUUGCGGUGUGCAGUGUUUUUAACUUAGGAUGUCAUUCCUAUCGUGUAGUAAUAUUCUUCAAAUCUACAAACCUAGGUUUGCAAUUCCAUGUAAUAUAACUAUGCAUUUUUU
Molecule: messenger RNA, 2616 nt
Organism: Rubroshorea leprosula
Lineage: Eukaryota; Viridiplantae; Streptophyta; Magnoliopsida; Malvales; Dipterocarpaceae
Source: the annotation of a GenBank genome assembly